ACAGCAGCAGCUACCGUGAUGGACAAACUCUGCGUGUUCGCUGUGUUUCCCUAUUCCAGUCUGAUGAGACGGGCUUCUUUCAAGGGGGUGACAAGAGAUCAAGUGUUAGACGCUAUUGGUUUUAAUGCAGGAACCCGCAAAAUCCUUCCACUGCUCCUCCGUGUUACCAUCUGGCAGCGAAAACAAUCAUCCAACAGCGCGGUGUAUACCGAAGAAGAGUUCAAAUAUGGUAAAGAAGUCGGGAUUCAUUCCCAUAUCCCGGGGACACUAUCCGCGCAUCGUUCCACACUCUAUAGGGAGAAAAGUGAAUUGAACGAGGCAGGACGAGCUGUCGAUCUCCCUUUGCGAGAGGAAAUGGGGGAUUUGGGGGCGCUCUUUAGCGUGGCAAGUCUAAACCGUUAG
Molecule: messenger RNA, 402 nt
Organism: Periconia digitata
Lineage: Eukaryota; Fungi; Ascomycota; Dothideomycetes; Pleosporales; Periconiaceae
Source: the annotation of a GenBank genome assembly